Talaromyces amestolkiae is the source of this 1110-nucleotide messenger RNA. RefSeq lists its product as uncharacterized. The transcript has 2 exons. Gene Ontology annotation, cellular component: eukaryotic translation initiation factor 2B complex. Gene Ontology annotation, molecular function: translation initiation factor activity; guanyl-nucleotide exchange factor activity. The record is from RefSeq and is a predicted model, not a curated record. Gene Ontology annotation, biological process: translational initiation. NCBI's taxonomy places the organism in Eukaryota, Fungi, Ascomycota, Eurotiomycetes, Eurotiales, Trichocomaceae. Bases 1 to 1110 code for a protein of 369 amino acids.
AUGGCCCCAGAAUCUGCCCCAUUUGACAUCGUGUCGACGUACAAUGACCUCCUCAAAUCCGACCCCGACAUUACCAUGCCCAUAGCGGCAAUUGAAGCUUUAGUCCUUCUUCUAACACACUCGCCAUCUUCCACAAUUUCAGAGACACUUGAUCUUCUAGCCAAACAUACUGCUAUACUGAAAAGUGCUAUCGCGAACCCUAUCGCCCUCUCCGCCGGUACGGAUCUGUUUCAACGAUAUCUCAUCACGACCCUACAACGGCCGGGCCAGUUAGGGCCCGCUGGAGAUUUCAACGCUAUCAGGGCACAUUUACUAUCAAACGGACGACUUUUCAUCAAGCGAGCUAAAGAGAGUAGAAACAACGUUGCUGCAUUUGGAAAAGGAUUCGUCCGCGAUGGAAGUACCAUUUUGACAAACGGUGGCUCUAGGGUAGUGUCAGCUCUGCUGCAAAAAGCGGCAGAUGAGAAGAAUGGACCAUCUGCCGUCAGAUUCCGGGUUAUCUAUGUUCUACACGGUAUCAACGACGCGGACAAUCUUUCAGUCGAACCAGAGGGUUUAGAGACCGUCCGCGCACUCAGGGCGCGAGGCGUGCCUGUUGCUACGAUACCCGAGUCUGCAGUCGCUUACUCACUUGGUAAGGUGGACACCGUGAUUGUGGGUGCUGAAGGCGUCGUGGAGAAUGGCGGUAUUGUCUCCCGUAUGGGAACUUAUCAGAUUGGAUUGCUAGCAAAAGCUAUGGGAAAGCCGUUCUAUGUUGUCGCUGAGAGCCACAAGUUUGUUCGCCUAUAUCCUCUCGGACAGUACGAUCUCCCGAUUGAGCAGCAUGUGAUCAAUUUCAAGACAGAAGAAGAUGUGGCGGCAGAAGAAGCUAGCCGUUCUACCGCAGCAUCCAAAGGGACAGUUUCAGAAGUCGCAGCGUCGUCAGAAGAAAAGGCCAAGCACAUGGCUGCUCUCUUGAACGGUGCACCGGCAAAUAAACCUGAUGGCAACACCAUGCGCCGUGAUGCCGUAGAUUACACGCCGCCGCAUCUUAUCACGGCGUUGAUUACAGAAGGUGGUGUGCUUACGCCAAGUGCGGUCAGUGAAGAACUAAUCAAGAUCUGGUUCUGA